This is a messenger RNA of Thyridium curvatum, 552 nucleotides long. RefSeq lists its product as uncharacterized. The transcript has a single exon. NCBI's taxonomy places the organism in Eukaryota, Fungi, Ascomycota, Sordariomycetes, Thyridiales, Thyridiaceae. The record is from RefSeq and is a predicted model, not a curated record. Bases 1 to 552 code for a protein of 183 amino acids.
AUGCAGUACUUCAAGAUCGCCUCUCUCCUGGCUGCGGCCAUCGCCUCUGUCCAGGCCACCAACAUCGUCACCCUCAAGUCCCUGGACGACGUUGACCGCACGGUCUACUUCACCCCCAGCGCCGGCCACGCCGAGAUCGCCGCGGUCCAGGUCGCCGCGGGCCAGUCGGUCGACGUCGAGAUCCCCUUCCAGUGGAUCGGCAACUGGCACGGCGUGCAGAAGGGCCAGGCCAACGUGCCCGGCAUGCUCGGCGAGGUCACCUUUGACGGCUGGGGCGGCAAGAACUACUUUGACGUGUCGGCCAUCGUCAACCCCAACGACAAGGACAACGUCUCGGAGAUGUACCCGGCCGGCCAGCCCAACACGCCCACCUCGGGCUGCAAGAACUUCCCCUGCGACAACGCCUACUACGUCUGGGACGACGUCCAGACCCGCGUCACCACCCAGAGCCACCUCAUCUGCACCCUGCACAAGAACGGCUACGCCAAGCGCGACGCCGACGAGGUCUCGGAGGAGAAGCUCUCCCGCGACUUCGUCCUGGGCAAGAAAUAA